Messenger RNA from Umbelopsis ramanniana AG, 784 nucleotides. RefSeq lists its product as uncharacterized. The record is from RefSeq and is a predicted model, not a curated record. The coding region runs from base 14 to 628 and encodes 204 amino acids. The transcript has a single exon. Lineage: Eukaryota; Fungi; Mucoromycota; Umbelopsidomycetes; Umbelopsidales; Umbelopsidaceae.
UUAGAAAUGUCAAAUGGAAGGAACCUGCUUGCUAUCUGAUGGUACCAUGAUCAACUUGGAUGAAGGCCAGAACACCUUUUUGGUAGUCAAUACCAAACAGCAUCCUUAUGGCCUUGGCAGUUCCGACAGCAUUAGCUUACACCCUUGGACAUCCAUUGCUUCCAACGAUAUCAAGAAAGGCACCACUCUUUACAUCAAGGAAAUUGAUGGCAUCAAGCUUCCCAAUGGCAUGACCCACAAUGGCUGUGUCCGUGUUGAUGACGAAAGCUGGAGUUUCAAUGGAUGCCAAUUGGAUUGGUUCGUUCUGAUGUACGAAACCUAUGCUGACAUUGCCAACAAAGUUGGCGAACAUGUCAAAGCAGUUGAGUCCAGCUGUAAAAUCCUUGAUUACGUCAACCAAAGUACCGAAAAAUGGCUCGGUGGACCCGGUACCCUCGAAGCCCAAUCUGGAAGCUCUCAUUCCAGCUCAAGCAAAAAGACUACUAAGAAGUCCAGUAGCAAGCGCACUAGUACUAAGAAGUCCAGUGGCAAGAAGACCAGCAGUAAGAAGGGACAUACCACUAAGAAGUCUAGUACCCGUCAUCAUCACAAACAUCAUCAUCAUAACAAACGCGCUGCAUCAAAAUAAUCCCAUUAUUUGAGAUUGUAGUAGCACAGUUUGGCAGAUGUUUACCUGUUAGAGUUUAAACAGAUUCAUCAUUCGCAUGUUCACCGAGCGUAAUCGUUUCUUUUCAUAACGAAAGCGAUAUAUGGCCCAUUGUCCUUCUUUAUGGUCUCUAAGCAA